CAGCCCGCUUCCUCCGGCUCGCUGCCUCGUUCUGCCUCAUUGAGCACCCUCGCUUCGCUGUCGCCUUCCUCUUCUGACACCUUAAUCUCGAAACUAUGAAACUGCUGUCUUCUUCCACCCUGCAGCUCGUCGGCACCGCCGCCUUGCUGGUCUCCUCGCUCUCCCUGGGCAAUGCUCUUCCCAACAUGCCUCACGGCGCCCAGGUCGCUGCUGCACAGCUGUCUUGCAACAACUGGGCCGUCGGUGUCUCGUACAACAUCGGCGACUGCGUUACCUAUGGUGGCAGCACCUGGACCUGCCAGAUUCCCCAUAGCGCCAUCAGCCCCUGGGCUCCCAUGGCCGGCAACGCUCUCUGGCAGCUGGUCGGCGACGCUCCCUCCAGCAGCGCUCUCCCUGUUCCCACCACCACUACCACCACCACUCCUGCUCGCACGACGACCACCACCACCACUCCGGCUCGCACUUCAACCACCACCAAGGCCGCAACCUCGACCACCACGACCACGACCACCCCGGCUCGCACAACGACGACGACGAGCUCGGCCGGCCCCGCCCCGACCGGCACCCUCCCGACCUGCCACCAGGCCUGGGUUGCCGUCUGGACCUACCAGGGCGGCUCCAUCGUCAGCUACAACAACGUCGACUUCAAGAACAGCUUCUAUGCCAACGCCGGCGACGAGCCCACAAAGUCAAACAACUGGGUCUCGCUCGGCCCGUGCGAUCCAAACGGCAUGCCCGACGGCCCUGGCCGCGACGGCGUUCCCACCCUCGCCCAGGCCCGCGCCUUCGAGGCCUCCCAGACCAGCUCGGACCUGUUCCAGAAGAUCAAGCGCUCGAUCGCCACCCUCGACAACUCGGUCGUCGAGCAGGUCGCUCCCGGCAAGGCCUCCAACCCGCCCAACGUCAAGCGCGUCGAGCAGAUCAUCCCCCAGAGCAAGUGGAACUACUACUUCUCGGUCGCCAACCCGCUGUACACCUACACCGGGUUCCUCCAGGCCGUCGCAAAGUUCACGGCCUUCUGCGGCGACUACUCGGACGGCCGCGACGCCAACGCCAUCUGCAAGCGGUCGCUGGCGGCCAUGUUCUCGCACUUUGCCCAGGAGACCGGCGGCCACAGCGUCCAGCAGUACGGCAUCGCCGAGUGGCUGCAGGCCCUCGUCGCCGUGCGCGAGAACGGCUGUCCCGAGAGUCCCGGCUGCAGCUACAACAACGGCUGCGUCGACCCUGUCUGGAACUACAUCUGGACCUGCGGCAAGAACCCCGACGGCUCGUUCAUGAACUACUUUGGCCGCGGCGCCAAGCAGCUGACCUACUUCUUCAACUAUGCGCCCUUCAGCCAGAUCAUGUUCAACGGCGACCCGACCGUGCUGCUCAACGACCCCGAUCGUGUGGCCACCUCCUGGCUCAACCUGGCCUCGGCCGUGUUCUUCUUUGUCUACCCGCAGCCGCCCAAGCCCUCGAUGCUGUUUGUCGUUGACGGCACCUGGGUGCCCAACGCCGACGACAUCUCGCGCCAGCUCGGCAACGACUUCCCCACCACCAUCCAGAUCAUCAACAGCGAGUGCCAGGACUCGCCCACCAAGGCCGCCGCCCAGAACCGCAUCAACUACUACCGCAACUUUACCGCCGACCUCGGCAUCGACAUCAGCCACGACAACCUCAAGUGUGCCGGCAUGGGUCUCUUCAGCGGCCAGAGCUCGGCCGCGCUGUUCAUCUACUGGGACAAGGCCGACUCGCCCUUCACCUGCAAGCUGGUCAACUACCAGACGGCCUUCAACGCCCUGAUCGACGACCAGUAUGUCUCUUGUGUUGAGCACAAGUGGAACGUGACCCUCAAGUAAACCAAGCGGCAGCAGGCGCCGUGCCGUUCCACUGACGAGCAUGCAUAUGAGCAUGCAUAUGAGCAUGUAGAUGGGCAUGUGGAUGGGCAUGGCCUGUGGCAGCGACCUGCUGGUGGCCAUGGCUCGUGGCAGCGAUCUGCCGAUGAGCGUCUUCAUGGCCCUGCUUGUCUCCCCGGCCCUGCUUCUCUCCCCCCCUAAUCCUCCUCCGUAAUCGCCUCCGAAACUGUAAUAAACGCCGUUCCUAUGGACACACA
Polychytrium aggregatum is the source of this 2095-nucleotide messenger RNA. RefSeq names its product lysozyme-like domain-containing protein. NCBI's taxonomy places the organism in Eukaryota, Fungi, Chytridiomycota, Chytridiomycetes, Polychytriales. Gene Ontology annotation, cellular component: extracellular region. Gene Ontology annotation, biological process: cell wall macromolecule catabolic process; carbohydrate metabolic process; chitin catabolic process. Gene Ontology annotation, molecular function: chitinase activity; carbohydrate binding. The transcript is spliced from 2 exons. The record is from RefSeq and is a predicted model, not a curated record. The coding region runs from base 96 to 1841 and encodes 581 amino acids.